CUUAAUACUUCUUGAUUUAUUUUAUAUACACACACAUUAUACAUUUAUCUAUAGAAAUAUCUGUAGAUUUUCAUAUAAUUAUAAUUAUUAAUUUUUUUUAUAUAUAAAAAAGAAAAACAUUCACACUUAUACUCUUAAUACUGACUAUGAUUCCUACUAUCAAUUCACAAUCUCAAAACCAAGAGAUCUAUCCUGGACGCGUCCAUAAUGUCUUGUCAAGAAUGCUCACUGGUCUCAGGGAUAGAUGGAAGAAUUCACUUGUCAUUGAAAACCAACUUCCAUUAUUUGCAUCGGUGUUUGUUGAUGUAACUGAGCCCAUAGAGAAUCCUGAGCCUUUUUCAUUUAAAAGCCAUUCAUUUAUCGGAGACAACAUGCUUAAAUCAGCGGUAUCGUUGUAUCUUUCAAGGAAAUACUCUUGGGCAGACCAUGCAGACCUGGAGAGAAUGUUGAUUGUGAUUUUUACAAACUCAAAAUUUCAAAAUUUAAUCGGAAACAAGUUCAAGCUCGAUGAAUUUUGCGACGACACCGACCAACGACAAAGUGUCCCAGACAUAGUCAACGGCUUUGUCGGUGUACUUUACUUGCACCAUGGAAUCCCCACUCUCGAGAAUUGGAUCACACCCUUCCUUGAUUUGCUCUGUCCCUCCCUGCUGAAGCCUCUUCCGAAAGUGCUGUACAACAAGCUAUUCGGAUUGACCAACAAAGAAACAGAAAGGAUCGUUGCUCAGUCGGCAUAUGUCCAGUUCACAGCCUAUGUCCAGCGUGGAAAGGGCGAAAUUGUAAUAAACGAAAGUACAGAUCCACUACUUGGACAAUCACUUGAAUGGGGAACCGACGUGUUGUACAAGCUGAAUCCUACAUCGGAAUGGUACAUCCAUUCUCGUCAGGCAACCAACAAAAAGAGGGCGCGCGAUCUGGCAAUGCAAGACAUCCUAUCUUUCUACAAAUCAAAUCCCAACCUGGCACACAUCCAUCAACUACCCUCUGUUAACUCUGAUCGGUCUACUCCCAACCAGCUGAAUAUCUCACCCGAUGACUACACUGAAGACUUUGAAUCCAAUUUCUUGGCGCUCUCGACCCCGCCACCUGUCAAGCGAGACGUUCGACAGGUCGAUUCUCUGAGACACAAGAACCGAACGUUCCUAGAAGCAGAUGUAGAUGAAGACGCGAUGAUGAUUGCAUUGAUGGGCGAUGUUUCAAUGGCUGAGAUUAAGCAAGAGCCGGGAUGUGAAAAUACUAAUAUUUCUAAAAACGGUGUGCACAAGAGCAAGAAACAGAAAACCAAAGUAUCACUACUUGGAGGCUCAGCCAGCCCAGAUUCGAUCCGCCCACCACCAGUCUAUGAACCAGCUGAUCUAGAGGCAAUAAAACAGAUCCUGUACCAAAGCCAGAAGCUAGAGUCAAUAUUGAGAGAACAGAGUCGAUACGGACACCCUAAAUCACACAUUCAACAAAUCAAGAAUUUCUAUGGCUAUAAUAUCGACAUUUCAUACGAAAAAUCUGGGCCCUUGCAUGGGCCUGUAUUUGAUGCCACAUGUCGGUUCAAAUUCCAGGGUUUCACCAUCAUUACUAACGGAAGAGCAUCAAAAAAGAGCGAGGCAGAAAUGCAGGCGUAUGGCGAUUUACUUGUGCUCCUGAGAGAAUAAAUAAUAACAAUACGAAUAUUCAAAGGCAAAAAGACAAAAGAUAAUAUAUAAUAUAAAUAAAUGGAAGAAGAAAAGAAGAACAAAAAAGGCAAACAUUAGCAUCUGUAAUAUUUUUUUUAAAAAAAAAUUAAUAAUAAAUAUAUAUAUGAAUUCAAAUUCAAGUUACUAUAUC
Molecule: messenger RNA, 1818 nt
Organism: Phycomyces blakesleeanus NRRL 1555(-)
Lineage: Eukaryota; Fungi; Mucoromycota; Mucoromycetes; Mucorales; Phycomycetaceae
Exons: 2
Coding region: 147-1646 (499 amino acids)
Biological process (GO): RNA processing
Molecular function (GO): ribonuclease III activity
Source: RefSeq, a predicted model, not a curated record